Messenger RNA from Drosophila guanche, 5077 nucleotides. It is a transcript of the gene Pld, whose product is annotated as phospholipase D2. The transcript has 9 exons. Gene Ontology annotation, biological process: cell motility; intracellular signal transduction; phosphatidic acid biosynthetic process. The record is from RefSeq and is a predicted model, not a curated record. Gene Ontology annotation, molecular function: phosphatidylinositol binding; D-type glycerophospholipase activity. NCBI's taxonomy places the organism in Eukaryota, Metazoa, Arthropoda, Insecta, Diptera, Drosophilidae. Bases 818 to 4753 code for a protein of 1311 amino acids.
GAGGGCGCUGUCUUCAAUUAAAAGAAAGUUUAAUCCAGUGCAUUAAAUAAGUACAUAAUUCAAGUGAAUUGAAAUCAAAGUGUGUUGGUGCAGCAGUGGGUGCAAAACGUGCUAGAAAAUCUCUUUAGUUUGCCUCUGCUUUGUGUCACAUUCACUCUCUGGCUUGCUGACUCUCUCUUUUACUCGCGCGUUCGUUGGCUGCCUUCCAGUGAGAGAGGCGCUCACUCUCCCUCUCUCUCAUCAUCGAUCCGUGCCUAUCUGCAAUAUUUUGACGUUCGCCUGGCUUUUGCUCCAUCAAAAUUUAGCAAAACGUUGGCGCUGUGUGCUGUCUCUGCGGCGCAACAAGUUUUCAAGUUUCUCGAGAAGGUCUCCGUCUCCCCACUAAAGCAAUAACAUCAGCAACAUCAACAGCGUUCAAAGUGUGGCAGAUCUCGUUCGGGUGUCCGCAAGUCCGUGUAUCCGUGUGCGCGAGUGCGAUUGAUUAACAACAUUUUAAUAUUAUAUAAAUUGAUUUUGGAGCCUCAAUUGUAUUGCUCUUGCGACACCAAUUAGUAACGGGGAAUAAGCGAGGCACUCAUCUGACCCACUGAGCUAGUGCAAGUGUGUGCGUGUGUGUGUGAGUUUAUGUUGUGAAAUCCCCGUAGAGUGAAUCACAAUAAAUAACUGUACCCAAAGGACAAAAGGAACAACAACUGUAACAAAAACUCUGUCUGAAUAUCCCGCGGAUGAUGUUUAUCGGCCCACGCAUUUUGCGGGCUACGUGAAUCGUGGCUACGAUGACAUAGACAGUUCCUAUUACUUUGCCCAGUUUGAGGCCAUGACGGAGGUGCGAAAUGGCGCGGCCCUGCCGCCGUAUGCCAAUGAUUCGGAUGCCGAUGCCUCAGGCAACGAGGAGAACCGCAACGAGGAGGAGGAGGAUGAUGAUGACGACCAGGAUGAGGAGGACGAUGAUCAAGAUCGCACGGACAAUGGCACCGUGGUGGAGCAUCAGAAUCGCUGCCUGCCCGAAUUUCAAUUCUCGCUGGUCGACUCGGAGUACGAUGAGACGCUGGCGUUUCCCGACUCUGUCACCAUUCUGUCGAAUGUCGGGGAUAAGCCGGUGCUGGUGCAGCGCAAGGAGACAACCGACGACGAUGACGAGGAGUACGAUGAUGAUGAGAACAACAGCGUCGUGAUGCGCCAGGAGAUACCCUUCACGAGCAUCUACGGGCCGAGUGUGAAGUUUAAUUCGUUUCAGCGAAAAGUCUUUAUACCCGGACGGGAGAUUCAUGUGCGAAUUGUGGACACGGAGCGCAGUGUGACGACACAUCUACUGAAUCCCAAUCUCUACACCAUUGAGCUCACCCAUGGACCCUUCAAGUGGACCAUCAAGCGGCGCUACAAGCACUUCAAUUCGCUGCAUCAGCAGCUGAGCUUCUUUCGCACCUCGCUGAACAUACCCUUCCCCAGCCGCAGUCACAAGGAGAAGCGCACAACUCUUAAGGCAACAGCCAGCCAGAUGGCCGAUGAGUCCACGCUGAAGGAUCUGCCGGCGCACACCAAGCAGGUGAAGCAGACGAGCACGCCGCAGAGUCAGCGCCAACCCAAUGGCCACCAGAAUGGACCCUUAACCAUUAUCAGUCCCAGUCACAGUUCCAUACUCUCGGGCCUCAAUCCGCGGCGCAUUCAAAAGAAGCGCAAAAAGAAGAAAAAGAAGAAGCUGCCGCGUUUCCCCAAUCGACCGGAGAGUCUGGUGACUGUGGAGAAUCUGGGCGUGAGGAUCAAGCAGCUGGAGGAUUAUUUGUACAAUCUGCUAAACAUUAGUUUGUAUCGCUCGCAUCACGAAACGCUCAACUUUGUGGAGGUCUCCAAUGUGUCAUUUGUGCCUGGCAUGGGCCUCAAGGGCAAGGAGGGCGUAAUACUCAAGCGCACGGGUUCGACGCGACCGGGCCAGGCGGGCUGUAACUUUUUUGGCUGCUUCCAGAAGAACUGCUGCGUGAGGUGCAACUACUUCUGCUCGGAUGUGGUCUGUGGCACGUGGCGCAAUCGCUGGUUCUUCGUAAAGGAAACGUGUUUCGGGUACAUACGCCCCACCGAUGGCAGCAUACGCGCUGUAAUCCUGUUCGAUCAGGGCUUUGAUGUGUCCACGGGCAUCUAUCAGACGGGCAUGAGGAAGGGUCUGCAGAUACUCACCAACAAUCGGCACAUUGUGCUCAAGUGCUGGACAAAGCGCAAGUGCAAGGAGUGGAUGCAGUAUCUGAAGCACACCUCCAACUCCUACGCACGCGACUUUACGCUGCCCAAUCCGCACAUGUCCUACGCCCCGAUGCGCGCCAAUACACAGGCCUCGUGGUACGUGGACGGUGCCCAGUACAUGUCCGCCGUUGCCGAUGGCCUCGAAGCGGCCAGCGAAGAGAUUUACAUUGCCGACUGGUGGCUCAGCCCCGAGAUUUACAUGAAGCGACCCGCGCUGGACGGGGAUUACUGGCGACUGGACAAGAUUCUGCUGCGCAAGGCCGAGCAGGGUGUGCGCGUGUUUGUGCUGCUCUACAAGGAGGUGGAAAUGGCGCUGGGCAUCAAUAGUUACUACAGCAAGUCCACGCUGGCCAAGCAUGAUAACAUCAAGGUCAUGCGGCAUCCGGAUCAUGCACGCGGUGGCAUUCUGCUGUGGGCGCAUCACGAGAAGAUUGUGGUAAUUGAUCAGACGUAUGCGUUCAUUGGUGGCAUUGAUCUGUGCUAUGGCCGCUGGGAUGAUCAUCAUCAUCGUCUCACAGAUCUGGGCAGCAUUUCCACGGCCUCGGUGUCGGGCAGCACGCGUCGCACGCCCAGCGGCUACUUCAACAAGGACGAUGUGGACUCGGCCUUUGGUUCGCGCAAGUCCUCAAGGAAUGCGCACUACGAGACACCGCCCAAAGCGGGCAGAGCUGCCACGCCGGAGACGCUAGAGGAGCCACAACCCGCGCCAGCUGGCAACAACCUGGAGCUGCGGGUACUCAAGCCAGGAGAUCGACUGUUAAUACCCGCCAUGUUGUCGCCAGGCGAGGAUCCCGAUGAGAACACCGCCCUGGAGGGAAUGAAGCUGAACACACCCGAAAUGGAGCGAAAGAACAUGCUCGAUCGGCUGAAGAACAACGCCAUGAAGGGUGCGCGCAUGGGCAAGGACUUUAUGCAUCGUUUGACAGCCAACGAGACGGCACUGGAUGGCAGCAAGGAGAACGAACUGGAGCCAGAGGCUGGCGGUGGUAUCUACAGCAUAGACACUGUGAAUGCCAGCAACAUGGAACCCGACAUGACCAUGGCUUCGUCCUCCGCCACAGCUAAUGCCACAGCCACGUUAACAGCCACAGGGACGGGGACCGCACCCGACAAUGCCAACUCCACGCAAAUACUCAGCGAAUUCUAUGGCCAGGCCAAGUAUUGGUUCGGCAAGGACUACUCAAACUUCAUACUCAAGGACUGGAUGAACCUCAACUCGCCGUUUGUGGACAUAAUCGAUCGCACGACGACACCGCGCAUGCCCUGGCACGAUGUCGGCAUGUGCGUGGUGGGUGCUUCGGCGCGGGAUGUGGCCCGUCACUUUAUACAGCGCUGGAACGCCAUGAAGCUGGAGAAGCUGCGCGACAACUCACGCUUUCCCUACCUCAUGCCCAAGAGCUAUCAUCAGAUACGCCUCAACUCGCAGCUGCAACAGCUGCAGCAGCGACGACAGCAGCGUGUCACGUGCCAGCUGCUGCGCAGCGUCUCCGCCUGGAGUUGUGGCUUCAUCGAGGCCGAUCUGGUGGAGCAGAGCAUACACGAUGCGUACAUCCAAACGAUCACCAAAGCGCAGCACUAUGUGUACAUUGAGAAUCAGUUCUUCAUUACCAUGCAGCUGGGCAUGGGCGUGCCGGGGGCCUACAACAAUGUGAGGAAUCAGAUUGGCGAGACACUCUUUAAGCGCAUUGUGCGAGCUCAUAAGGAACGCAAACCCUUUCGUGUUUAUGUGAUAAUGCCACUGCUACCUGGUUUCGAGGGCGAUGUGGGUGGCAGCACGGGCAUCGCAGUCAGGGCCAUUACCCACUGGAACUAUGCCUCCAUUUCCAGGGGACGCACUGCCAUACUGACGCGCCUGCAGGAGGCUGGCAUUUCGGAGCCGCACAAUUACAUCUCAUUCCACAGUCUACGCAAUCAUUCCUUCCUGAACAACACCCCGUGCUCAGAGCUGAUUUAUGUGCAUUCCAAGCUGCUCAUUGCCGACGAUCGUGUGGUCAUCUGUGGCUCUGCCAACAUCAACGAUCGCUCGAUGAUCGGCAAGCGCGACUCGGAGAUUGCGGCCAUCAUUAUGGACGAGGAGUUCGAGGAUGGCCGCAUGAAUGGCAAAAAGUAUCCGAGUGGCAUCUUUGCCGGUCGCUUGCGAAAGUAUCUCUUCAAGGAGCAUUUAGGACUGCUGGAGGGCGAGAGCGAGAGCUCGGCGCGCUCUGACCUAGACAUCAGUGAUCCCAUUUGCGACAAGUUCUGGCACGGCACUUGGCGACAGAUCUCCACGCGAAACACGGAGAUCUACGACGAGGUGUUCAAGUGCAUUCCCACGGACUUUGUCAAGACAUUCGCCAGUCUGCGCAAGUACCAGGAGGAGCCGCCGCUCUGCAAGACCGAUCCAGAGCAGGCCGCCAAUCGGGCCGAGGAAAUUCAGGGCUUUCUGGUCGACCUGCCAUUGGAGUUCCUCAACAAGGAGGUGCUCACACCGCCGGGCGCCAGCAAAGAGGGCGUUCUACCUACCUCUGUUUGGACAUAGUCCCUGCCAAAAGUCUCCAAGACGCCAACUAGUUCGUAGUCCCCCGUAGAUUAUACCCACUCCCCACCAAAAUGCGUUGUUUGCCAAGUCAUAAAUUGUUUUAACUUAGAUCUAGAUCUGGUAGAUCUACACUACCAUUAGAUUGUACGAUUUGCCCCUAGGAUACCUCGUAACUAAUUUAUUAUUUUAAACUGUUUGUCCUGGUACACUAGAGAUCCUAUUUGUUAUCUAUCUUCCUAUCCCCUUUUUUUUAUAAUGUUUAUACAGUAUUUUAGACAAUUUAAAGCGCUAGUGUUUUUUAUUAAAGUGAUAUAUGGAUUGAAA